CCAUCCCAGUCCCCAUCCUCCUCUUCCUCCCACCUUCCUCCUCCUCCUCCCCAUCCUCCUCCUCCUCUUCCUCCCCACCUUCCUUCUCCUCCUUUUCCUCCCCACCUUCCUCCUCCUCCUCUUCCUCCCACCCUCCUCCUCCUCUCCCGAUGGGCCCCCCCGGCCCGGCCACGCGGCUCCUCCCCCCCCUCGUUCUGGCGCUCGCAGGGGUGGCCCGGGGCUCCUUCUCGGUGGCGGCCUGGCCGCGGGUGGCCGUGGUGGCCUUCGGGGGCUCGGUGACCGUCAACUGCAGCCGCAGCGCCUGCCCGGGGGACAACGCCACGCUGGGGCUGGAGACCCCCCUGCCCGCGACCCCCGCGGCCGGGGGGCUGCGCUGGCAGAGCUUCCGGCUGCACAACGUGUCCCGCUGGGACCCCGGGCCCCUCACCUGCUCCGGACGCUGCGGCGACACCGAGGCCAACGCCAGCGCCAGCGUCCUCGUGUACCAGCUGCCGGAGCGGGUGGAGCUGGAGCCGGUGGCGCCGGUGGCGGUCGGGGACAGCCGGACCCUGACGUGCCGCGUGCUGGGGGUGGCACCGCUGCGGAACCUGACGGUGACGCUGCGGCGCGGCGCCGAGACGCUGCGCACCGAGAGCUUCGGCGACGCCGAGGGCAGCGCCAGCGUGGCCGUGAGCCACCUGCUGACCGCCACCCGCGGCGACCACGGCCAGCACGUCACCUGCCACGCCGAGCUGUCCCUGCGGCCGCACGGGCCCCUGUUCGCCCGCGCCGCUGCCCCCGUCACGCUCUCGGUGUUCGCUCUCCCGGAGCCCCCGCAGCUCCAGGCCCCGGCCAUCCUCGAGGCCGGCACCGCGGCCACCGCCCGCUGCCGCAUUGCCGGCGCCUUCCCGGCCGGGGACAUCCGCGUCACGGCCGCGCUGGGCCCGGAGCCGCUGAACGUCACGGUGGCGGUGGCCGGGGACACGGUGACGGCCAGCGCGGAGCUGUCCCCGCGCAGCCCGGGCCCGCGGGAGCUGAGCUGCACGGCCGCCGUGGCCACGGCGGCGCGGACGGCGCGGAGGCAGCUCCACGUUUACCGGUUCCCCGCGCCCGCCCUGGAGCUGAGCCCGGCCCCGGCGGCGGCGGGCAGCGAGGUGACGGUGACAUGCCACGCCGGGGCCACCGAGCCGCCCGCGGCGCGGCUGCAGCUCCGCGAUGCGGACGGCGGGGUCCUGGCCGAGGGCCCGCAGCCCCGGCUGCAGCUCCGGCUGCUCGCCCGGCGCGACGACGACGGCCGAGAAUUCCGCUGCCGGGCCAGCCUGGCCGUGGGCGACAGCGUGGUGACAAAGGAGGCGGAGGCGCGGCUCGCCGUGCUCUAUCUGCCCGAAAUCCCGGCCAGCGGCUGCCCCGGCAACCGCACGUGGGUGCGGGGCUCGCGGGAAGCGCUGUCCUGCCUCGCCACCGGCAACCCCGCGCCCACCGUGGUGUGCGGCCGCGACGGCGUCGCCGUGGCCACCGGCGAGCCCGAGCCGGUGACCCGCGCCCGCGCCGGGACCUACCUGUGCAACGCCACCAACGCGCUGGGGACGCGCAGCCGCCGCGUCACCGUCCGCGUGGAGUAUGAGCCCACGCUGUCCGAGGCGGGGUGUCCGGCACGCCGGGUCUGGCUGGAGGGGCAGCGGCGGCAGCUGGAGUGUCGCGCCGACGGGGACCCCCCGCCCAGCACGCGCUGCGCCCGCGACGGUGGCACCAGCCACGGUGGCACCAACCACGGUGGCACCCGCGACAGUGGCACCAACCAUGGUGACACCAGCCACGGUGACACCAACCACGGUGGCACCCACCACAGUGGCACCCGAAAUGGUGGCACCCGCGACAGUGACACCAACCACGGUGGCACCCACCACAGUGGCACCCGAAAUGGUGGCACCCGCGACAGUGACACCAACCAUGGUGGUACCAACCCCAGUGGCACCCGCGACGGUGGCACCCAGCACGGAGGAGUCGCCCGCGGCCGCGUGGUCACCCGGGCCGAUGGCGGCCGCUACGUGUGCAGGGCCACCAACAGGCACGGGGUGGCCGUGAGGAGCGUCCUUGUCACCGUGGAGUACCAGCCGAGCCUCGGCGAGCGCGGCUGCCCCGAGCGGCGCCGGUGGCUGGAGGGGACCCCGGCCGAGCUGGGCUGCGCCGCCAGCGGGAACCCCCCGCCCCGCGUCACCUGCGCCAAGCUGGGCGACCCCGCCAACGCCACCGACAGCCGGGACCCCCCCCGGGCCACCCGCAACGUCACCCGCGCCCACGCCGGCACCUACCAGUGCCGGGCCAGCAACGCGCACGGCGCCGCCGUCCGCAACGUCACCGUGGCCGUGGAGUACGGCCCCGCCGCUGUCACCCUGCGGGUCCUGCCCUCGGCCAACGUCACCCGCGGCGGCGGCUUCACCGUGGACUGCGGCGCCGAGGGGGUCCCGGCGCCCACCUACAGCUGGGCGCUGCCCCCCGCCCCCAACGCGCGCCUGGCCGCCGACAACCGCUCGGUGACGGUCACCGGGGCCACGGCGGCCAACCGCGGCCUCUACACCUGCACGGCGAGCAACCGGCACGGCCGCAGCGCCGCCAGCGUGGCCGUGAGGGUGGACGAGAGCUGGCUGGCGGCGCUGGCGGCGCUGGGGGCGCUGGGCGCGGUGGCCGCGCUGGCGCUGGCGGCGGCCGGGGGCUUCUACCUGAAGAGCACGGCGUGCAAGAAGGGCGAGUACAACGUGCGCGACGCCGAGGGCUCCUGCGAGGCCGCGCGCCCGCCCCGGCCCCGCGGGGACGUGUUCGGGAUCCAGCUGAGCCCGCCGUGACCGGCACCGGCACCGGCACCGGCACCGGCACCGGCACCGGCACCGCGGGGACGCGUUCGGGAUCCAGCUGAGCCCGCCGUGACCGCCCCGGCCCGGCCCAACCCCAACCCCGGCCCCGAGGGGGUUUUUGGGGCGGUUUUUGGGGUUUUGGGGGUGUGAGGGUGACAAGGAUUCCUCCGGAGGUGCCCGGUGGUACCGGGGCAGCAACGGGGAGGGUUCGGCAGCCGGAUCGCCCAGCCGGGACCGGGACGGGGACCCACGGCGUUUGGGGACCCCCAGAGACCCCCCCGCCCACCACAGGGAUUUUUGGGGGGGAUUUUGGGGGUACACCAGCCAGGACCGGGACUGAACCGUCCCCGCAGGGUUUGGGGACCCCCAGAGACCCCCCCGCCCACCACAGGGAUUUUAGGGGGGAUUUCUGGGGGAUUUCUGGGGGGAUUUUGGGGGGUACCCCAUCCAGGACCCAGGGAUCCCCCAAAUCCAUCUGCUGGCACUGCCCUGGCCGGGUGGGGAGGGGUUUGGGGGUCCCCACAGACCCCCCCCCGUUGCCCCGGGGAUUUGGGGGCGAUUUGAGGGAUUUGGGGGCGAUUUGAGGGAUUUGGGCUCGGCCGCCCCUCGGGGCCGGGGGCUCCAGGGGGGCUGCACCCCAUAAAGGAUCCCCCCCACAGCGGGGGUCUCUGCCCGCUGGCCCCGAGCCCCCCCAGACCCACCCAGAGCCCCCCCCAGACCCCCAGCCCCGUCCUCGUCCCGACACCAAAGCCCCCCCAAGCAGCCCAAUUAGUAAUUGAUUAAUUAAUGAGCCAACGCUCGUUAUUCCGAAUCCAGAACAAAA
Molecule: messenger RNA, 3654 nt
Organism: Passer domesticus (house sparrow)
Lineage: Eukaryota; Metazoa; Chordata; Aves; Passeriformes; Passeridae
Gene: ICAM5
Product: intercellular adhesion molecule 5
Exons: 10
Coding region: 150-2822 (890 amino acids)
Biological process (GO): cell-cell adhesion
Cellular component (GO): plasma membrane
Molecular function (GO): integrin binding
Source: RefSeq, a predicted model, not a curated record